UGGAGUUCAGAAGUCAGAACUAUCGUAGCUAGUACAGCAGGAAGCUUCUCAGAAGCUGUCAUCUCCUGCUUCACACUCAAGGAAUGCAAUAUUUUCCUCAAAAAAGAUUUUGGAUAUUAACAGAAUUCCUGGAUGUAUCAGAGAAUGACCUGCAGCUUGGGAUCCAUUUGUUUAUUUCCCCAUCAUACGGCAAGAGCAAGAGAAAGCGGCCAUUUGUUGGUUCCUCCUUGCUUCUAUCUGCCUUGUCGCCUUGGCCUCCAACAACAAACUCUAACUGUCCAAGGGUAUACGCUUUUUCACUUUUAUUAUCUUCUCUUCUCUAAAGAGAUUGCUUGCUGCUUCUUCUCUCUGGUAUGGUAGCUCUAGCACUAACAGUUGGUGACUGAGCAUGGCUGUGGUCAGCAGAGCUCGCGCUUCUCCCCCUUCGCCGUCAUCAUCACCAUUGCCGGGCUAUUCCCCUCGGUCGCCUCACCCUGAGGUGGAGAGGAUGUUCAUGCGUGGAGGGAGCGGGCGGUCAUCCAACGGUAGCGGUACUAACAGGAGCGCCAGCCUCAGAGAGAUCGAUGAGGAGGCUGCGACCAUCUCUGAGCCAGAGGAGGACAACGAUAGCGGAGGGAAGCUGCACGUGGCUGUCGGGAAGGACCUCAAGGACAGCAGGUCCAGCCUCAUCUGGGCAGCCGGGAACCUCCUGCACGGUGGUGAUCUCAGGCUUGUCCUGCUGCAUGUCCAUCAGCCUGCCGAGAGGAUUAUGAACGGAUUAUGCAAGGUCCCUGCAAGCCAUCUGGAAGAAAAGGAGCUCAGAGCAUACAGAAGGAUCGAGAAGGACGAUAUGGAUGCACUUUUAAAUCAGUACCUUAAUUUCUGCAGAAUAUCUCUAAAGGUGCAAGCCGAAACACUAGUGAUCGAGAAGAACACUCCUGCACAUGGCAUUAUAGAGCUCAUUGAUAAGUAUCACAUUACAAAGCUUGUUAUGGGAACAUCUUCCGUCUCAGUGAAGAGGAACAUACCAAAAUCAAAAGUUGCAGCCAGUGUUCACCUACAGGCCAAACCAUAUUGCCAGAUCUUCUAUGUUUCCAAAGAGACUCUUGCUUGCUCUAGGGAAGCCACUCAGCUCUCUGUGAAACCAGAGUCACCCAGAAGCAGCUGCGCGAGCUCUCUCUCAGAUCAAUCUGAGUUCCCUGCAAGAUCAGCGUCAUUGCCACCAGGUCAUCCAGGUUUCUUAGGCUCUGCAGAUCAAGAAGCCCUUCCUCGACGCUCCAACUCAGUUAGUUAUCCCUUGUCAGGAUCAAUAGUGGACAGUGUGGAAAACCUGUCACUUGCAAGGCGGCAAUCGAUUGAUAUGACAUCAACAGUUUUCUCACCAAAUUCCAGCCAACAAAGCACUGUAGGAUCCUCAUUAGAUCUGAAGGAUUUGGACAGUAUGGAUGGAUCGCCAACACCUGUUUCAAUAGCAAUCUCUGAACAUCAGCAUUCCAUGGUGGAAACAGUCAUACAAAAUGAAGUGUUUGAGCAACUGCACCGAGUCCGCAAUGAGCUAGAGCGCUCAAGAAAGGAAGCAUCUGAGGGACGGCAGAAAGCCGAGAAGGAUCUGUAUGAAGCCUCGAUGAAGUUCAGAGCACGGGAGAAUUCACUCUGCAGAGAAAAGAAGGAGGUGGAGGAAAGACUGACCAGAGAAAAGGCUGGCCUCGAAAAAGAGCACCUCAAUAUAUGCAACGAGCUGCAGAAGGCAAAUGGGAAAAGGGCAGAGCUGGAGAACAAGCUUCUUCAGGCCAAUUGCAGAAUAGAAGAGCUCCAACAGCUGCAAGGAGAGCUGCAGUGCGAGAAAGACCAUGCUGUGAGAGAAGCUGAAGAGAUGCGCCAAAUAAAUGGUAACAUUGUAUUUGGCUCCACUGGUGCAGUUGCCUUGACAGAGUUCAGCUACACAGAGAUAAAAGAAGCAACCAGUGACUUUGAUGACUCCAAAAAGAUUGGGCAUGGUGGAUGUGGAAGCGUCUACAAGGGCUUUCUCCGUCAUACUACUGUGGCUAUAAAGAAAUUCAACCGUGAAGGCACAACAGGAGAGAAAGAGUUCAAUGACGAGGUAGAAACACUUUCUAGGAUGAGGCAUCCGAACCUUGUCACUCUGAUAGGAGUUUGCAGGGAGGCCAAAGCAUUAGUUUUCGAAUUCAUGUCAAACGGAAGCCUAGAGGACUGUUUGCAGUGCAAGAACCAAACACAUCCACUCUCGUGGAAAAUGCGCAUCAGAAUUGCUGCCGACAUCUGCAUAGGACUUAUUUUCCUCCACUCCAACAAACCAAAAGGCAUUGCCCAUGGUGAUCUGAAGCCUGACAAUGUCCUUCUCGACGCUAGCUUUGUUUGCAAACUGGCAGACUUCGGGAUCUCUCGUCCCCUGAAUCUGACAAACACCACUGUCACCCCAUACCACCGAACAAACCAAAUUAAAGGCACAAUGGGAUACAUGGAUCCAGGAUACAUUGCUUCAGGGGAGCUCACAGCGCAAUAUGAUGUUUACUCUUUUGGAGUAGUUCUGAUGCGAUUGCUAACUGGCAAGAACCCCCUCGGCCUUCCGAACGAGGUGGAGGCAGCCUUGAGCAAUGGACUGUUGCAAGAUAUAAUGGAUGCCUCUGCAGGGGAUUGGCCACCUGAGUACACUGAAGAAUUGGCAAGACUGGCACUGCGAUGUUGCCGGUAUGACAGAAAGAAGCGCCCUGAUCUUGCAAACGAGGCCUGGGGUGUUCUGCAAGCUAUGAUUAACUAUCCAGAUGACAAAUCCGCGACACCAUCAUUUUUCAUCUGUCCAAUGACACAGGAGAUCAUGAGGGAUCCACACAUUGCAGCUGAUGGAUUCACAUAUGAAGGUGAGGCUAUAAAGGACUGGCUUCAAAGGGGGCAUAAAAUGUCCCCCACGAUCUACCUCGACCUCGCACACCAUGAGUUAAUACCGAACAAUGCCCUUCGUUUCGCAAUUCAAGAAUGGCAAAUGCAACAGAAACCGUGAUUUUAACCUUCCAUUUGAUUUGUAUUAUGUCAUGUUUUAAGUGUGCAUAGCCUAGAGAAAGUUUUUCCCACUUGAACAGUUAGCACUUUCUCAAUGUUUGGAGCACACAAAUGUGAAGUGAUGUACAUGAAUUCAGACUCAUUGUUUGGAAUGAACUUGCAUGCAAUGUAACUUCAGCAAUAGGAUUGAAUCAAGAAAAAAACUUUACCAAGA
Molecule: messenger RNA, 3211 nt
Organism: Brachypodium distachyon (stiff brome)
Lineage: Eukaryota; Viridiplantae; Streptophyta; Magnoliopsida; Poales; Poaceae
Product: U-box domain-containing protein 33
Exons: 9
Coding region: 389-2998 (869 amino acids)
Biological process (GO): protein phosphorylation; protein ubiquitination
Molecular function (GO): ATP binding; protein kinase activity; ubiquitin-protein transferase activity
Source: RefSeq, a predicted model, not a curated record